Penicillium crustosum is the source of this 270-nucleotide messenger RNA. RefSeq names its product heat shock 9/12 family protein. The coding region runs from base 1 to 270 and encodes 89 amino acids. The record is from RefSeq and is a predicted model, not a curated record. Lineage: Eukaryota; Fungi; Ascomycota; Eurotiomycetes; Eurotiales; Aspergillaceae. The transcript has 3 exons.
AUGUCUGACACCGGUCGCAAGGAUUUUACCACUAAGGCCAAGGAGGAGAUCACUCCCGACUCCACCAAGUCUACCCAGGACAAGGUCAAGGAGACUUUCACCGACACCACUGACCGUGCUACCCGCGGCUUGCAGACCGAUGAUAGCAAGGGUGUUGGCCAGGAGGCUUUCGACAAGGCCCAGCGUGCCAGUGACAACCACGGCCACGGUGGCGCCACCGGUUCCAUUGGUGACAAGGUCAAGGGUGCGCUUGGCCUCGGCGGCAACUAA